AUGGAUGGCUCUCAAGCAGCUGAAGGGAAGCUUGCACAGAAACUGCUCCAUGACCUCUUUACCAACUACACUAGUGCCCUUCGGCCUGUGGAGGACACGGAUCAAGCCCUGAAUGUGACACUGGAUGUGACUCUGUCCCAAAUUAUUGACAUGGAUGAGCGAAAUCAGGUGCUCACCCUGUACCUGUGGAUUCGCCAGGAGUGGGCUGAUGCCUACCUACACUGGGAGCCUGAGGUCUAUGGGGGUCUUGAUGCCAUAAGAAUCCCCAGCAGCCUGGUCUGGAGACCUGAUAUUGUGCUCUAUAACAAAGCAGACACGCAGCAGCCGAACUCGGCCAGCACAAAUGUGGUCCUUCGUCAUGACGGACGGGUGCGCUGGGACGCCCCAGCCAUCACCCGGAGUUCGUGCCGCGUUGACGUGGCAGCUUUUCCGUUCGACUCGCAGAGCUGCCGCCUGACCUUCGGCUCCUGGACUCACGGCGGCCACCAGCUGGACUUAUGGCCAGGAGCGCCAGGUGCCAGGCUGGCCGACUUCGUGGAGAACGUGGAGUGGCGCGUGCUGGGCAUGCCUGCCCAAAGGAGCGUGGUCACUUAUGGCUGCUGCUCAGAACCCUACCCAGACGUGACCUACACCCUGCUGCUCCAGCGCCGAGCCGCAGCCUACGUGGCCAACCUCCUGCUGCCCUGCGUGCUCAUCUCGCUGCUGGCCCCGCUCGCCUUCCACCUGCCUGCAGACUCUGGGGAGAAGGUGUCGCUGGGCGUCACAGUCCUCCUGGCCCUCACAGUCUUUCAGUUGCUACUGGCCGAGAACAUGCCCCCGGCGGAGAGCGUGCCCCUCAUCGGGAAGUACUACAUGACUACCAUGGCGCUAGUGACAGCAUCCACAGCAUUGACCAUCCUCAUCAUGAACCUGCACUACAGUGGCCCUGGAGUCCGCCCAGUGCCAGCCUGGGCCCAAACACUUCUGUUAGGCUACUUGGCCCGAGGGUUGUGUGUCCGGGAGCGGGGAGAGCCCUGUGGGGGUUCCCAGCAUGCCCCAGUUCCUCCUCACUCCUCAAUGCACCCAAAGCCUCGCUUGGGACCCGGAUCAGGAGCUGGGCCAUGCCCAGAGCCACGUUGCCCCUGCCACCAGGAGGCCUUGCUCCGUCAUGUGGGUGCCAUUGCUGUGGCCUGCCGGAGCCACCGGGCUGCCCAGCGUCUCAGAGGAGACUGGAAGCGUUUGGCACGGGUGGUUGACCGGUUUUUCUUGGCUGUCUUCUUUGUCAUGGUACUUGCCAUGAGCCUGCUGGUCCUGGGCCAUGCCAUCUGA
Molecule: messenger RNA, 1308 nt
Organism: Trichosurus vulpecula (common brushtail)
Lineage: Eukaryota; Metazoa; Chordata; Mammalia; Diprotodontia; Phalangeridae
Gene: CHRNA10
Product: cholinergic receptor nicotinic alpha 10 subunit
Exons: 5
Coding region: 1-1308 (435 amino acids)
Biological process (GO): regulation of membrane potential; signal transduction; chemical synaptic transmission
Cellular component (GO): neuron projection; postsynaptic membrane; synapse
Molecular function (GO): acetylcholine-gated monoatomic cation-selective channel activity; transmembrane signaling receptor activity
Source: RefSeq, a predicted model, not a curated record